Dunckerocampus dactyliophorus (ringed pipefish) is the source of this 4048-nucleotide messenger RNA. RefSeq names its product myotubularin related protein 10 (gene mtmr10). Lineage: Eukaryota; Metazoa; Chordata; Actinopteri; Syngnathiformes; Syngnathidae. The transcript has 16 exons. The record is from RefSeq and is a predicted model, not a curated record. Bases 496 to 2793 code for a protein of 765 amino acids.
GCGGGACGUCGCUGCUGUCCAAACAUGGCCGUUAAGCAGUUUACUGCAGUCGCUACUGCGUUUGGCUGAAUUAGUGAGACUUUGAGGAAGUCAGUGGCGGUCAGUACUUCAGUAACAGGUGGUUAAUAAAAUGUAGACGCCCAACAGAGGCCUCUGUGUUAUCGUAGCGAGCUAAAAGUUGAGCGGUAACAGUAUUUACAAACUUUACUCCGUAGUUGACGCUAACUAGCGCGGGCAAGCUAGCACCGACGUCAACUUGUGUCAACUUUUUCCAAAGCAGCUAGCAUAAUCUGCGACCUGACGGAAAUGGAAGAGCGCCUUCGUGCAACCGAGCUUUCUGUAUGAUUAUUCUUCCGCUAAGGACGCUUUCGGGUCAACCUUCAGGCAGACUUUGACAUCUUGAAAGCUCAGUUUGAGGUGUUUUUCCACUGGCAGCGAACAAGCGCUUUGAAAAACGCCCAUCUAGGAAGCUCAGCGACAGGGCGGACAUAAACGAUGUUUUCUGUCAAACCCAUGAAACCAACCUUCAAGUGUUAUCUUCCUCCUGUGCAGAGUGAUGUGAAGAAAACCAUUGACCCACCCAUUAAAAAGUUGGAGCCCAAGCUACUUUCAGGGGAGAUAGUAGUAAAUGAGGUGAACUUUGUGAGGAAAUGCAUUAGUCCUGAAAGCAGCCAAGAUGACCUUUGGGGGAAGUUGAUAUGUACCAACUUUAAGGUCUCCUUCAUCCCUCAAGAUUCUCCAACUAAACAGACGUUCCAGCUAUCCCACUUGCUGCUUGGAGAGCAUGAUAUCCCCCUGACAUGUUUAGAACACGUAGUAACCGUGAAUGAUACGAAGGGGAAGAAAAAGGUUUUGGGCUCAAACCAGAAGCUCAAGUUUAACCCCACUGAGCUUAUCCUUUACUGCAAAGACUUACGGAUUAUAAGGUUCUGCUUUGAUGAGGCCGGACCCGAGAGUGCUAAAAAGGUUUGUCUUGCGAUUGCUCACUACUCCCAUCCAGCUGAUCUACACCUGCUGUUUGGCUUUGAGUAUCAGGGGAGGCGGUACCAUGAAUCCAAAGCUGAGCGACUCAAUGGGUCUGUCCCACGAGGAGGACUGCAGACGCCCAUAUUUGAUCGGUCAUCUGAUUGGGAUAGGGAGAUCAAGAGGACGGGCGCGUCAGAGUGGAGAGUGUGCUCUAUCAACGAGUUUUAUUACAUCUCGUCAAGUCUUCCAGAGUUCAUUGUUGUCCCAGUUUCUCUAGCAGACCAGGAUCUUAAGCAGUACUCUAUUUACUUUACUGACAACCGCCUCCCACUUUGGUGCUGGAAUCACCCCAAUGGAAGUGCUGUUGUGCGCACGGCCAGUGUGUGCGACCCAGUCCAGCAGAGGAAGAUUGAGCAGAGGAUCAUCACUGCCAUCACAAAAAGCCACCCACAGUGCAGUGAAGUCUUCAUUUCAGAUCUGGACAAGUGUCUGCCCAACAUCCAGGACAUCCAGAGUUCUUUCAUUAAAAUCAGACAGAUCUGCGUCAUUGAACCUUUUGAAGAGUCAGAGGAAAGGUGGCUUUCAUCCAUUGAAAACUCCCGAUGGGUCGAAUAUGUCAGAGCCUUUCUGAAACAUGCAGCUGAGAUGGUUUACCACUUGGAAGGGAGGAAUGUUUCAGUAGUUCUCCAAGAGGAGGAGGACAGAGAUCUGAACUGUCUGGUGUCCUCUUUGGUGCAGCUCAUGUUGGACCCUCACUUUCGGAGCCUUUCUGGAUUUCAGAGUUUGGUGCAGAAGGAGUGGGUGAUGGCAGGCCAUCGCUUCUUGGAUAGAUGCAACCACUUAAAGAAGAACGACAAAGAGGAGUCCCCUGUGUUCAUGCUGUUUCUGGACUGUGUAUGGCAAAUGAUGAACCAGUAUCCAGCUGCUUUUGAGUUCACAGAAGCAUACCUGACAGUGUUAAGUGAUAGCAUGUGGAUCCCGCUCUUUAGCACUUUCCUCUUCAGUUCUCCUAAACAGCGUGCGCAGUACUUGAUGGACUUUGCCAGAAAUAAAGCCAUCCCUCAAGGGGAGGACCCAGUUGUGUACUUCCCUCCUGUUUGGGACUGGUCACAGCAAUUCUCCAUGAAAGACCAAACCCUCUUCAAUAACCCCAUGUAUGUUGGCAAAGGAGCUGCCUGUGUUCUCAAUGGGGAAGUGAAAAGCUUUAGGCGCACAAAGAAAUAUGGUUCCAUCUUGCGAGGAGCUUCUGCAUCCCUGCGUAACGGACUGAAAGGUACAGAAGAUGUGUUAACCCGACGAGGCUCUCUGGGGUCCGAGCUAAAGCCCGAGUUCUCAGUGAUGAAAGAUGUGGUGGAGAGCCCGUCAGAGCGCUUCUUCAGGGAUUGGUUCUCUCGGCCCACCGACCAGCAGGGCCUCCUGAUUCCCCUGCUCACUCCCUCUCACUUGGCCCUCUGGAAGCUCUAUUUUCUUCGCUGGGUGCCAGAAGCCUGCAUUCCUAAGGGGGGCUCCAUCACUGCCUACCACAAGCUCUCCCAGCUGGUGGAUGAAAUUGAGAUGUUACGAGACCACCUCAGGCAGUACAAGGCACCCACUCCUCAUGGCACACCUCUUCCUAGCCCAAGAGGGCCCUCUGCUGACCAAAGGCGGAUGUAUUUUAAGGCAGCUUCCCCAAAUGAUUCCCCUCCAGAAUUCCUUUCCUCUUCCUUUCCUUUCACUCCUGUAGGAAACCUGUGUCGCCGCAGUAUCUACGGGACCCCCAUCAGCAAAUUUCUGAAUGGGGCGAGGAUCUGGCUCUCCACGGAGACGCUUGCUAAUGACUCCUUCUAAGGAUGUGUGCUUAUUUAAAUUUGUUACCACUUCCGUAAAUAUGCAAAUGACUAAUAGAAAAAUAACUUUUGACUUUUUGUUUAAUUCUUUGUAAGCUACAAUUUUCAUCAUUGCUGCUGCAUCAAAAUCAACUGGAAGUUCAACACAAGUUCAACAAUUUGGAAUGCAGAAGUACAGUGGGUCCCCACAUAUUUGUCAUUCAGCAUUUGAGAACCCCACAAAUUUGCAGAUUUUUUUUUUUAAUCAAAGAAAUUUAUUUUUUUUUGUGUGAUAUACCCGCCCAUUUGUGCUUUUUCAGCCCGAAAAUAUUAGGCACUUUUUUUCUGCAGAAAUCCAUAUCAUUCACCCUAAGUCUGUAAUAAUGUACUAAUAUGGGAUAAUAAAUCAUAAAAUGUCAGCAUUAAUGCAUCACCGCAUAAUACAGGCUACAGUACAGGGUGUGAGGUUUGAAUAACUGAAUUCUUUACUUUGUACCUUUGUAAUAAUUACAAUAAUUAGUACCUCUAAUAAAUGCAGUAUUCAUUUUUAUUGCAAAUGCUCUUCCGAAAUCAGACGAAGUCAACCUCAAGCUUGCAGGAAAGUUUGGAGGGGGAGGAGCGAGCAGGUGUAGCUUAAGAUGGCGUGCCUAUAUUUACUAUUUUUGGCCGUCUCAAUUACACAUGUUUAUAAAACAUAACACCCACCAAGAGUGGGGAUCUACUGUACACACCAACUUCAUACUGUGAAACAUUGAAUUUUGUAUUAUACAUUCAUUUUCAUUUUAUUUUCCUCUUAAAUCUGCUUUAAAAAUUUGCCUUAAGCUAACAGCUCUUUGGUAAUGUUGUACGACCUACCAAUGUUGCAUUUAGGGAACUUAUUGAGCUGUGAUGUCAUACAGUGGGAUCAGACUCGUGCCGCUGGCCUUCAGGAUUUCAAUGCCGCAACAAUGAUGCAUUUCAUCAACACUGAUUUCAAAGAUGUGUCCCUUCCAUGAAAUGUAUUGAAGAUCUUGAACUUGAUUCCUAAAUUCAAAGGAACAGAAUAUAACACUACUAAUCGUAACGUUAUGCUAAGUGGUGGAAACAAGAUGGAACUUCUUUGUUUGGAUGUAUUAGUGUGUGGGAGUAUGUGAGUUGCCUUGCGCAAACUUAAUGCUACUUGCAAGUUCUAUUGCUUGUAUUGGGAUAUUGCUGUUUUUUAGCACAUAGUGUGAAUUCAGGGUGUCAUUUUUUUUUUAGCUCUUUUUAUAGCAAAGAUAAAAACCUUUACACUUUCA